CAGUAUUGUAUAUUUAUGUUGGUUGGUACCACCUCUUCUUUGUUUUUUGGUAGGAGGAACACAAACUUUAAGAUCUAUAUCAAUGACCCUUCCUUGACAUUGCACGCGAUUUUCAUGUUAUUGCGAAACUAUCAUUAAUAUAUUAAAAAAAAUCCUUUUUGUGCUCUAUCAAGUCAUCAUUCAUCAUGGAUACUGUGAUUUUUUUAAUUAUCAUCGCUGCAUGUUACACAAAAAUCCUGAGUGCACCCUUAUCGUCAAAUCCUCGUUUGAGCCUUGCCGACUGGAAUAACUAUAAUUUACACGAACCGAACGGACCAGGGACGUACGCGUUCGGUUUUGAUAUUGAGGAUCCCGAUACAGGAAACGCCCAGUUCAGGAACGAGGAGAAGCACGCCAAUGGCAGUGUCACCGGUAGUUAUGGAUACAUGGAUCCUGAUGGGGUUGCUAGAAUUACCCACUACAUUGCCGAUGCUGGGGGUUAUAGGUCUUUCCAUGAAGAAUCUCCGAUUAAUCUUCUGAAACCUAUUUUCACGAGACCGAUUUCGGAAAUCUCCCAUUUAUCCGAAAAACCUGAUGCUCCAUCGGAAAAUUUUGCCGACACUGAUCAUUAUGACCCAUCGCUGGACAACAUUGAAUUCAUCAGUAAAAUCGUAACCCCAGAUGUGCCAUUUGGUUCUAUUAACCAAAAUUAUCUUGGAUACCAGAAUUUUGGAAACAAUUUCCAGUAUCAAGGAUCAAAUCAGCUACAAAGUGGAUUCGAUAAUAAUUAUAAUUAUCCAGUUACGCAAAGACCUUUUGUGCAAAAUCAAAAUGUAUAUGUACCUCCCCAAAUAACUACAACCACUGAACCCAUUUGGCCCAAUUUCAGCUUAUUGUCGUUGUUUGGAAAUAGAGUUAGGCAAACACCAAAACGCACUUUUAUAAAACUACAUUAG
Messenger RNA from Brassicogethes aeneus, 935 nucleotides. The record is from the annotation of a GenBank genome assembly. NCBI's taxonomy places the organism in Eukaryota, Metazoa, Arthropoda, Insecta, Coleoptera, Nitidulidae.